AUGGUUCGUGAGAUGGCAACAACAACGAGAACGACAAUCACCGAUAAACCAAUGAAAUACAUUCUUGUCACUGGUGGAGUGAUAAGCGGUGUCGGCAAAGGGAUCAUCUCGAGCAGUUUGGGGGUUUUGUUGAAGAACAAUGGAUACAAGGUGACUUCGAUCAAAAUCGACCCAUAUUUGAACAUCGAUGCAGGCACUUUUUCGCCAUAUGAGCACGGUGAGGUUUUCGUGUUAGACGAUGGUGGUGAGGUGGAUUUGGAUCUCGGGAACUACGAGCGCUUUCUAAACAUUCGACUCACUAGAGACAACAAUAUAACAACCGGGAAAAUGUUUCAACAUGUGAUGGAAAGAGAGCGUCGAGGAGACUAUUGCGGGAAAACCGUGCAAAUGAUUCCCCAUUUCACCGAUGCAAUCAUUGAUUGGGUUGAGCGAGUCGCCCGAAUCCCUGUUGACGGCACGAAAGACACUCCAGAUGUGUGCAUUAUUGAGCUUGGCGGCACUAUCGGAGAUAUUGAGGGAAUGCCUUUCUUGGCUGCUUUUGAAAAAUUUCAAACACCUCGUUUCAAGGAUAAUAUUAUGAAUGUUCACGUGGGUCUAAUCUUGCAUCCAGAUGCCACUGGAGAGCCGAAAACGAAACCGAUGCAGAACUCAGUUCGUCAACUCCGAGCGGCUGGUUUAAAGCCAGAUCUCUUGAUUUGCCGUUCAAGUCAACCACUUGAGGUUCGCUUACGGAAAAAGGUCGCCGAUUUUGGGCUUGUCGAUUUAGAACAGGUUAUUGGCGUUCAUGAUGUGAGCAAUAUCUACAAAGUGCCGUUGCUUCUUCAAGAGCAAGGAGUCUUGCAUCACGCGAUUCAAUGUCUCCGUCUUCCCGAGGUUUCUCAACAAACGCUUCGCGGCUUGCGCUUCAACAUGGUCCAUUGGACUCAUCUCAGUGAAUUAGUCGACAACUACACCCAAGAAGUACAAAUAGCUCUCGUUGGCAAAUAUGUGAAAAUCGAGGACGCGUAUGCUUCGGUCAACAAAUCCCUUCAGCAUUCAGCUAUUCACAGUAAACGGAAGCUCAAAUUAAGGUUUGUCGACAGCGAGCUUCUCGAGUUCCCGGUGAAGCCCGGCUUUCAAGCGCAAGCUGUUGCCGCGUGGGAGGCCGUCAAAGCGGCUGAUGGAAUCAUUGUGCCAGGCGGUUUCGACAAGCGCGGAAUCGAGGGAAUGAUAAACGCUUGUCAAUACGCUCGCGAGAAGAAAGUCCCAUUCUUGGGUGUUUGCCUGGGAAUGCAAUGCGCGACGAUUGAGUUCGCUCGCAAUGUGCUCGGCAUCACCGGCGCCAACUCGACCGAGUUCGACAAGAAUUUAGUGGAAGAGCAACAGGUGGUGAUUGACAUGCCAGAGCACAAUGUGGAAACGGUUGGAUUGGGUGGAACGAUGCGUUUGGGAAGUCGCACAACCGCUUUCCUCACUAAAGAUUGCACUCUCAGAAAGUUGUAUGAUCGAGAUGAGGUGAAAGAGCGCCAUCGUCACCGCUAUGAGGUGAAUCCCCGUCACGUGCCCGAGUUGAGCAAACGUGGUCUUCUCUUUGUCGGCAUGGGAGUUGAUGAGUCGACGGCGAGUCUCAAUGUGAUCUCAACCUCAAAAUCGUCGGCUGAUCUCAUGAAAAUGGCGCACGAGCAACAGAAUAAAGAGACUCUCCUCGACAAGAUCACCGAUUUGUGUCAUCGCGGCGGAGACGGUGUGGUACGACCAGCCGUUCGAAUGGAGAUGCUCGAGAUGGAGGAUCACCCGUAUUUCGUCGGAGCUCAAUUCCAUCCAGAGUACCUCUCAACUCCGCUCGUCCCAUCACCGCCAUUCCUCGGGCUUUUGCUUGCAGCCAGUGGCCAGCUGAGGGGAUAUCUCUCUGGAACGAAGACGCCAACGCCGAUGGUUUCAUUGACCGAGGAGACGCUUCCACAAAUGGAAAAGCUUGGAGUUCAUGCC
Molecule: messenger RNA, 1968 nt
Organism: Mesorhabditis belari
Lineage: Eukaryota; Metazoa; Nematoda; Chromadorea; Rhabditida; Rhabditidae
Source: the annotation of a GenBank genome assembly